AACGAACACCAGGCGUCGGAAAUCUCCUCUGACUAGAGAAAUGGCGGACAGACCGUCUAGAACGCAUCGAAACGUACAAAAGGUAUCGCACAUUGAGCGAACCUGUGCUUCCAAACGACAGGCGAUGGAGCAUAAUCGUGCAGAUGCUCCCUGUGAAAAAGAUGGCAAACGGGAAAGCAGGAGGUCAAAGCCUGAGAUGGCCCUCUACCGGCCAGGCAUGGGCCUACCCCAGAAAAACCAUGUGAGAGGGGACACUUCCGGAACACCCACUGAGGCCAAGGGGCAGGACCCUGUGCCAGCCUUGAAGGACCUUUCUCUGAAAGAUGGCGUAAAUGGGAAGUGGACGGCCAGUCGAGCCAAGCGUCCUGACCAGCCCGUCUACACGCCACGGUCCGUCAAACCUUCUGCAGAGCGGCCGGCUGCCCCACCUGAAGGGCGACCCAAGGCAGUCGUCGUAGACUCCAAGGGGCCGCCAUGUUCUACUAAACCAUUUCCUGCAGAAGGCACAAAGCUCGCGCCUGUUAGCGCUACCGAGAAAAAUGCCGAGAGCAGUGUGAAGAAAGCGCAGCAACCUCAUCCAGAAUCGGCACUGCAGAAUGGGUACCACGAGCAUCGAGCAGAGACAAAAGUGACAGAAAGCUGCACGGAGCAUCCUAAAGAGACAGGAAAAGCCCUUGAGGUGAUCGGGCCACCAGCAGCGAAACAUCAAGUUGUCAUCGGUGAGCGUUGUGGUCCCGGUGGUGACACGAGCACAUUGAAUGCCUUGAAGGCCGUGGAUUUCAGGCCUGACCGGCAGCUUGCGAGAACUGGUCGACGGACCAGGGGCAAUGGCAGGAGAAGUGGCCCUUUCCCCGAUACUCGUGGUCAAGAAAACUGGGACACAGACUGCCCAGGAAAUCUGGAGAGGCCUCAGCAAGUACAGCCUGCUCGAACGCCUGGCCGGCCAGGACGCAUCUCAUCCCCUUGCCGCAGGAACAGCUUCUCUGAAGGGCCCAGGCACAGUGGCUCUGACGAUGCCGAUGAGACUGACCACGAUGUGCGCCGCAGGGGUAUGAAGAAGAAAAUUAAGAAGAAGAGAAACAAGCCGAAGGAAGAGCAGCCGGCUACAAGCAUGACUGUCAAUGGGCUGUCUUCGAGUGGUCGUCAUUCAGACGGCAAUGCAACAACAGAAGAAGAUUGGAGCGGGGAACUAAUUGUGGAGUCAUCCGUGCACCCAAGGAUCUACAGCCAGGAGCAGGUGGCCAGAAACGGUGGACCCAUGAGGCGAGAGAGAAACGACAGUUACCAGAGCUCGUCCCCUGAACCCUGCCGUUUCACAGGGCGCAAGUUUGUCAACAGACAUCGCCGUGAGUCAUUUUCUGAAGAGGAGAAAGACAGGGGCCCAACUCGAAGUCGCAAUGGCCCCCUUCCGGCCCCCAUCAUCAAGGACUGGAGUGCAGCCGUGGCCGAGGAAGAAGAGCUCCAAAGGCACACUCCGAGCCGGACGGCAGACAACCUGAGAAAUGACUCCAGUGACUCAUCCAACUGGCGUUCGACCUUUAUGGAAGUGCACCGUAAGAAUCGCAAGAAUGAUGCCUCGUCCCAAAAGGCCUCUCCGCCCAAGGCACACGAGUCCCAGCUGCCCCCCCGGUUCCAGAAGCGGAAUCGGCCGGCAACCCCUGAGAAUACCGUCUCGUCGGCAGCUAAAGGUGGGCUCAUCCGCCUUCCGUGCGACGUGAGCCUAAACAGUGCUGGCUCCUCGGAACGACAGUGUGACGAAAGGAGUGCUGCUUCGGUCCCUGUGUGCGGAAUAGGUCAGGAAAAGCCCCUGAUCGCAGUAAAACCUCAGCCUCACGUGCCAGUGGAUUCCAUCUACAGCCGGGCAAUGCCCAUGGCACCAGUGCCUGGUUUCUCCAACCACUAUGAACCAUCCGCACCACCUGUUGUGUCGCCACCCAUGGUGUCAUCGCCGGUGCUGUCGCCAGCUUUUCCAGCUGUACCUGGUGUGCCAUUUUCGUGCCAUCUCCCGGGCCAUGGUUUAUCCCCGGUGUACCAUGGUGACCAAGUCAUCGCACCAGAUGCAUUUGGUCGGACCCGGAUAAAGCCACUUGUAGAGAAGAACCUGCAUGAUGCUGUCCUCUUGGAGCGAGAGCUGAUGAAUUACCUUUCCAAAGGUAUCCAGAACAUUGACACCAAAGCCAUGGGCCACUGCAGAUGGAAGCUCCAGCUGCGGUAUGAAAAUGUGAUCCUGGCCGACCCGAGGUAUUGUGCGGAGAGGAAUGUGGAGAACGCACUCUGGAAGGCUGCGUUCUACCAAGGUAUCGAGACGUUUCGUCGCAUCAUGGAAGAGUGCCCUGACUUUCAAGAGGAAGCCAAAAUGCAACUUCUCAACCUGGUUGAUGAGGGCACGAUCUUCUACGAGAACCUGCUGGACAAGUUUCAGGAGACGUACGGUUUCAGCUUGAACCAGUUUCUCGAACCCGACCUCUGUAGUUCCCUAAGCGCCGGUUCCUCUUCAUCAGUGGCCGGUGUCCCCGGAGGAAGGGUUAUCGCUGACUCUGUCAGGCUGGUGCUCAUCUCGGUGCAGAAGAUCUACAUCUGCCUUGGGGACCUGGCACGGUACCGAGAGCAGGCCAUGGGCACCACCAACUAUGGCAAAGCUCGCAGCUGGUACCUGAAGGCCCAGCAGAUAGCACCAAAGAAUGGUCGUCCAUACAACCAGCUUGCCAUUCUCGCGCUCUAUGCGAGGCGGAAGCUCGACGCAGUCUACUACUACAUGCGCAGCCUUGCUGCGAGCAAUCCUUUCCUGACAGCGAGGGAAAGCCUUCUGGCGCUCUUCGAUGAUGCUAGGAAAAAGUAUGAUCACCUGGAGCGUAAGAGGCUUGAAGAAGAGGGUGCCAGCCAACAGCCGAGUCUGGAGGGUCCAUGGGACGAAGAGCGGUUGGAAAUCUGGAUCCGGCCCGACGGGUCCACUUCUCACCGGAGCAGCCGCCAAGGGGACCAAGCGUCACGCGAGAUUGAGCAGCUGGCGCAGCUUUCGACAAUUGAUCUCAAUAAACGGUAUGUCUUGAGUUUCCUGCACGUCCAUGGGAAGCUCUUCACCAAGGUCGGCAUGGAAACAUUCUCUGAGACGGCUCGGCGGAUGCUGAUGGAGUUUCGGUGCCUACUCCAGAGGACACCAGCUGCCGUCACCAAUAGCCGACAUUUACAGCUUCUUGCAAUCAACAUGUUCACCGUUGCAAACACCUGUCUAAAAGAUCGCAGCAUGGACCCCGACUGCCGGUCACUGCUCCAGGAGCAGAGUCUACAGGUUGCACUUGCCCACGUGGCCAUUGUUCUGGAACGUGCCACACAGCUGCUGCAGCAGAGCUCGUCCUCCCCGUCGUCCUCAUCCUCGUCCUCACCUGGUGCACCCUCCUCGUCCUCCUCCUUUUCACGGGUCUCCCUUUCGGACGAGGUGGCCGAGCUCCUGCCCACUCUGAAGCUGUGGACAGACUGGAUGUCCUGCCAGAAACGGCUCUGGAUUCCUCCGCCUACGCCGUGCGACUACAACACUAGUGUGAAAGGGAAUGUUUGGACAACACUGGCAGACCUUCUGACAGUCCUGCGAAGGUUGAACCUGGGUGACAUCAAGUUUUUCAAGGAGCCCGGAGAAGAUCGUGAGCUGGUGACCUUACCUGAAGAUGCCACCCUGGCAAGCUUUGUUCUGCUGGGUGCUCCUCAGGAACCCUUCUACGUCCAAGUGCCAUGCGAUCGGGAGCGAGCUCGUAACUACCUGCGAAUCAGCCGGAUCCAGUUCUUUGGGGACUACCUGUGUGGCAUCUCUCCACCCUACCUGGAGUUCAACGUGGAACGCAAGCGCUUCGUUUCACUUAUCGCUGUCUCGGACACAGAGUCUGACUCGGAGAAAGAGCUGACUUACGAUUCGUCUGACGACGAGCUAGAAAUGGGCGACUCUCUGGACGACCAGGAGGCACCGCUCAAGUCCGGGGAGGAGGAGAACGAGAUCCAAAGGUUGUGGACCAAAAAGGAGCAGUUACGCAAGGCGAAAGAGCAACACGAACGCCAGCACGCCUGCGUCCAAGCGGUUCUACAGGAACACCGAAGCAAGCAGGCGGCCAUGCUGGAAAUCCGGCCUCGGCAGCUCGUCCCGGACACCAACUGCUUCAUCGACCACCUGCCGCUCGUCCAGAAGCUGGUCGCCGACGGACACUUCAACGUCUUUGUGCCCAUCGUCGUUUUGAACGAGCUGCACGGUCUGGCACGAGGUGGAUCUCGUCCAGGACCAUGCCCUGACCACAUUGAGAAGGUGGGCUCAAGUGCCAGGGCGGCCCUCACCUACCUAGAGGAAAGGUUUGGCCAGCGGGAGCCGAAGCUGCGGGCGAUCACCCUCAGGGGCUCCCUAUUGGACACCAUCAGCUUCCGCAGCGAAGACCUUGGCGACUACAAGGGGACCAACGAUGACCAAAUUUUGACUUGCUGCCUGCUGUAUGGCAAAGAUCAUACAGAGCAUGAACUUCCUAGGGAGCCUGAUGCACCGGUGAAGCUAUACCGUGAAACAGUUCUAAUCACCGAGGACCGGAACCUGUGCGUGAAAGCCCUGACACACAACGUGCCCGUUCGGGACCUGCCAUCCUUCCUCCGUUGGGCCAACAUUUCGUGAGGGCAGCGUACGAGAGAGAGAGCCUCUCUGCCACAACACAAACGAGCAAUGCAGUGAAGACUGCGCCGGAACUACCUGAAGGAUAUCGCUACCUCCAACCCGCACUCUGGACGACAGCCCUCGGGUGCACCCUUCCUUCCAGCUCUGCAAGCACAGGUCUAUCAGGCUGGCCAGCUAAACCGUAAAGCACAUCGCUGACUGAAACCCAGGAAGAGGGGUCACCUAGUUUUUCUUCCACUAGUGUGCCCCUUUGAGGAGAUGAUGCAAUGUCUGUUAUAACAUUUGAAGGGAGGGAGGGGGGUUGGCGAGAGGAGAAAGUAACUCUCGGCUGUUCCAUGAAGCAUGCACGAGAUCCGUACGCAGGCUCGUACUAGCUGCAGUAGAAUGGCAGCAUUUUUUUCCAUUGUGCUAUCUUUUUUUUUUUUUUCAGCAGUUUGUUGUAAUGUGCCUCCUUGAUUGAUCAUCACCACCCAGGAUGAGAACAGGAGAGCAUGGGAUCCAGCCGCGGAAUGCAUUCUCUUCUGCCAUGGUAACAAAGUUCUCCAGAAAAGGGACAGUUUUUUGUUGUUGAGAGGCCAGCUGUUUGAGUAAUAAAAAAUGCAAAAGAACAGGAAGGAUAAAGUGAGUUGACUUUUUGCUACAUCACUUCACUGCUUGAGUCGAUGCUUGAGUCAAUGAAAAGCAGCAGCUGCUGGAAGCGCCUUACGAGUGCUAAGACAAGUCCUCCACACGUGACAAGCGCAUGCCAACAGUCUCGGAGGAGUAGCACAAUCAUUGCGAAUAGGGAGUACCACAUGCAAGAGCAAAAAGUUUGUGUGAAGCAAGAGGGAAAGUCUCUAGCUAAAUGCAAUUGUACUAUAUUUUUGCCACUGGUGAAUGAAGAUCUGAGGUGGUUGUGCUGCAGAAGAAUCAUGUUUGUAUGUUUUCCAAGUACACAAUGGCAGUAUGGUCACGGCAACGCACUGUGGUCGGAUGUUCAGAACCAGUUGACCGCGACGACAGUUUUGGCCCCUGUGGGCAAGAAUGCUUUGUCAGAAAUGCACCUUUUCCUCUCUGUCUUACUCACUCUUAGAUCACCACAGGGAACCACGAAUACCUUCACAUCUUUGAGGCAGUUUCCUAGGAUUUCAAGAAUACAUUUGGUCAGAAGAUACCAUAGUGCAAACUUGUAGCAUAUCUAAGAGCAAUGCAACAUAGCCGUAGACUGCGUUAACUACCUGUUUGUAAUAGCAAGCUUGUUUUUCUUGUGUAAUGUUCACUGCGUUUUUAUUACUUUUAACAGUGCAGUUUUAUUUCUCCAGUAUAAACUCCAGAGGCUGUAUGCACAUUGCGUCUUACCUGUGCGUAAGCUUACCCACAGUUGUAAAAAGCUUCCCUCAGCUGACAGUAAGCUAUUCCACAUUACAUUGUCUAGCUACUGUAGUAAAAUGUUUCAAGUGAGCCUCUCUCCUUUGUCUCUUGAAAGCUUACUUACUGUUUCUUGCACAAAGCUAUGUAACCAUAGGUAAAGUUACCCAUGUGUAAAACGCUUCGUGCAAGCUGCUCCUGGUCUUAAGCUGAAAUCUCGUUCAGCUAUGUUCCGUAUGGUAUUAUUAGCUCUGAUUAUUUUUCUGAUGUGAAUAAAACAAGGUGUUCUGGGCUACAGUUCCCAUUCAUUCAUGGCAGGCUUUUUGUGAUGUGUAGUGCUGUUGAGUCUUGCGUACACAUAAAUCAGGUGAGAAAACAAAAGAGCAAAAGGUGUGUCUGUAAGUACUUUAUUGCAAAUGGAAUUCAUUGUGUACAGGCUUCACUCUUUUGCACCCCAAGGUGCCAUAUUUCAGUUUAAUUUGACUGGUGGUGUGUUCAGUGUGCAGUCAUGUUGAGGUUGUGAUACAACUCGUGUUCAUGUGUGCUCUAUGUGAAAGCGAAUAGUUUUUUUUUUGUGUGUGUGUGUGUCUGUGUUUUCAUCAUAUCAUAUCUUACUACCUCCAUUUUUCUUUUUUUGGUUGUUGCCAGCUUUUGUGUUCUUUCUUGAAUGAUGUGGUGACGUGAUCUUGCCCUGCUCUACCAGAUAAAUGGACUUUUGCUACAUGUGCAAAGCAAGCUUGUUUUUUUUUUUUUAGCUUAGUCUUCUGUAUUGUGCUUUUCAUUACUUUUCAUUGUGCAAAAUACACAUUGUAAACAUAUGCUAUGUCUUAUGCAUUUCAUGUAGCAGUACACAACUAUGCGAGUUCUGUAGCUGUGCAUUAACAUUAGCGAGCAUUGUGGUUGUUGCAGAGUGGUGCGAAUACAAGAAGUGGCUGUAGCUUCAGUAAUUGCACUACUUGCGUUUCGUUGUGUCAAUCACAGCUUGAGACUAGGGAUUUGUGAUUAACCGCACGCAGCUGUCAAGUCAAAUUAUCAUUUUUUUCUGCUGUGGUUAUAUUUGUGACAGUAACAGCGUGACAUUGGUCUGAAAAUAUUUGAAAUAAACUUUUUUUUUUUUUUUGCACCUGUUUACGUGUGGUUGUUUUGGGUAUGUGGUUGUUAGGAGGUAGCAAUUGCAAGGUGACAGCACGUGGUUUCAGUGAUUGCCAUGUUUUGUUGUAUGCAUCUUAAAGCUGGAGUUCAGUCUAGUUAUGACUUCCACAAUGCUCGCAGUUGUGUUUCUUCGUGUCGUGCACAUUUCAUUGCUUCUUUUUUUUUUUCUCUUCCUCAUUGCUCGUUGAAAAGUAGUUCACUACUACUCAGUGUUUCACUUUGAUACUCAUGCUUGGGAUACUGGCUUGAAGUCUGCAGUGCAGCUGGUACAAAGAGGUUAUGGGAAGCAAGAUUCAUUUCUCAUCGCUGCUGGUGGUGGUGUGUGUAAUGGGAACACCUCGGAAACCAGUAACUGGUGUUCUUAUUGUCUAGAGGCAGGUGUAUUGGUGUCCUCGUUGUUGUUGGUGUUCCGAGUGGUGCUUCUAUCGUUCGCCUUUACCGCGUGGCCACAGUUGCAGAAACCCAAGCUUACCUACAUUUGAUGCGACACUUUUUGCAAUCCAUAUGCGACUUUGUACACCCCUCGAAUGUGGCCCUCUUGUCUUGCAAUAACAGCAGGAAAACUGCACUAAAGCUUCAUGCUUUUCGGACCAUCCCAGAUGCCUUGUAGACAUUGUUAUUUUACUCGCUCCCAAUAAUAUGGGCAAAAAGUUGAUCAGCACUGAUGGAACAAUGCACCAUUUGUUCCCUUUCCACAAAGAUAUAUAUAUUUAAAUAAAGGUUGUUUAAAUUCAGAAGGCAAUGUGCAUGUAGUAAAUGAUGACAUGGUCUCUAAUUUUUCAUGCUGCAUUGCCUUGUGGAAACGUGAAAACAGUGCUUUAGUGCUGCAAAUUCAUGAUACAAUCCACAAAGUGAAGGCAGCAUAUCCACAUCAGCAACAUUUUUUUGUAUAGCAACCUGUAAGCAUUGCAGCUGCGUACAUGUGAGUGUAGCUGCUUAAAGAAAAUGUGGGAUGUUGUCUUGGCAAUACCACUACUAUAAUCUCGGUAACCAGUGAAGUGUGUUAGCUUUUGUGCGGUCCAUUUCGGUGUUAGUUGUUCUGAAUUAUGGAACUGCAUUUGUUAUUGCGUUGCUUUUGGUGUCCUUUCUCAUCAUGCUCAGCGCAGAGUACAAGGCAUGUUUCCACGCCGCUUGUGAACCCACUCUGUUCUAGCGGUACAGUGUCUCGUAACUUAAUGUCGUUCCCAUUUUUUGUUAGCCAGUCUCUUUUUUUUAAGUGCUGCAUAUUGCCUUACUUUACCUCUUGCCACACUCGCAAUGUGAGUCUGACUCGUGUUUUAUUCCUGGUACACACUUCAAAUCUGCCAUUACGUUUUCUCCUUUUCUCUUUGUGAGUAUGUGCAUGUGGGUCCUGUCGCAGUGAAAUCCAAGCACAUUUAGGUCAUAUGUGAUGGUCAUUAAAAACAGUUUCUAUUACAA
Dermacentor silvarum is the source of this 8560-nucleotide messenger RNA. RefSeq names its product telomerase-binding protein EST1A-like. Gene Ontology annotation, cellular component: telomerase holoenzyme complex. Gene Ontology annotation, biological process: nuclear-transcribed mRNA catabolic process, nonsense-mediated decay. The record is from RefSeq and is a predicted model, not a curated record. Gene Ontology annotation, molecular function: protein binding; telomerase RNA binding; telomeric repeat DNA binding. NCBI's taxonomy places the organism in Eukaryota, Metazoa, Arthropoda, Arachnida, Ixodida, Ixodidae.